This is a messenger RNA of Cloeon dipterum, 2379 nucleotides long. RefSeq lists its product as uncharacterized. Gene Ontology annotation, biological process: amino acid transmembrane transport. Lineage: Eukaryota; Metazoa; Arthropoda; Insecta; Ephemeroptera; Baetidae. The transcript is spliced from 9 exons. Bases 154 to 1497 code for a protein of 447 amino acids. Gene Ontology annotation, cellular component: vacuolar membrane. Gene Ontology annotation, molecular function: L-amino acid transmembrane transporter activity. The record is from RefSeq and is a predicted model, not a curated record.
GGCUGCGAGAGCAGAGGAAACGCAACACUUGCACUGGAAAGAGAAAGCCAGAUACAGAAACCGCACCAGCUGUCUGCGCCGACAAUUAGUCGUUGGCAUGCUGGCGAAGUGACAACUUGAAUUGCGAUUUUUCUGCCCCGAAUUGGCGGCACGAUGACUGCGACCGUGAAUGUCGUCGGCAACACCAGCCCUGUGAAGAUCCUAGCCAACAUUUUCAUUUCGUUCAUCGGCGCUGGAAUUUUGGGACUGCCUUAUGCCUUUAAAGAGGCCGGCAUUAUUGAGGGCAUUGUGGUUAUGGUAAGUGUAGCAGUGAUCAGCGUCAAGGCCAUGAUGAUGGUGGUUGACAGCAAAUACCACAUAGAGAACGUCCUGCUGGCGCAAAGCCCCAAAAACAAGCCGGCCAGGUUUGUCGAACACAAAGUACCACUUUUAAUUGAAGAUUCCUCUGAUGAUAGCGAUGUAAAAUCCAACCCCAUCAGAAUCGUCCCUCAAGUUGUCACGUACGGUGAUAUAGGGUUCUAUGCGAUGGGGAAUACAGGAAGGGCGUUAGUAGACUACUCUGUGGUAAUUUCACAGACAGGUUUUUGCUGCGCUUAUUUGAUGUUCAUAAUGGAGAAUGGAACUUCGUAUUUUCAUUUUAUGACCCGUACUCAUUGGCUGGUAAUUUUACUGCCCCUUCUGUACUUGCUAGUCCUGCCGAGGCACCUGAGUAGAUUGGCUGUUUUCAGUAUUUUUGCUCAAAUCUCGAGCAUUUUCGCAUUCGGCGUCGUUUUCUGGUUCGACUUCCAGCACUACAAUGUCGCCAGAUUUCAUCCCAAAGAGUAUUCAGUACAAGGCUUGCCGUUUUACUUUGCUGUCGCAAUUUACUGCUUUGAAGGAGCUGGAAUGAUUUUGUCCCUGGAGCAGUCUUUAGCUCCGAAAGUGAGGCACCGGUUCAAGGAGUAUUUUAUUUCAUCCAUGUUCGCGGUCACAUUCCUUUACAUCGCGUUUGGAGUGUCAGGUUAUCUCUCCUUUGGUCCAGAAACCAGUGACAUCAUUACUUUUAAUUUGCCUCGGUCUUCGAGCGAAGGGGUGAAUUUUCCUAUGAUCGUGACGUGUUGUCUGUGCGUGUCGCUUUUCCUCACAUACCCUAUAAUGAUGUUCCCCGUUUUGGAGCUGCUUGAGGCUCGAUAUAUCAUUUCCGACGGACUCCUUAAGGGAAAUUUGCUGCGGCUAUUUCUGGUGUUGCUGACCGGAGUGAUAGUGUCGGUGGUUCCGAACUUUGGCACUUUGAUGGCCCUAAUCGGCUCCUCGUGCUGUACUCUUUUGGCCUUCAUCUUGCCCGGACUUUUCCAUUUGAAACUUUUUAAAGGAAACCACACGAGCGUCUUGCAAAAAGGUUUCAACGUCUUCCUAAUCGUGCUAGGUGUGGUUGGAACGGUUAUCGGACUGCGCGACGUCUUUUCGCGCAUGGGGAAUCAGGUUUCCCAUCACCUGACCGAACAGCCAACCUUGUGAUCAAGUCAAUGCGACUGUGAUAAUUAAUUAUUCAUGUAUGUAUAUGUGUUCCUAAAUCGCAGCUGUGAAAAACGGGGUUCAGCUCAAUACCAGAGCCAAUAAUCAAGUCAGUAUUUUAUGAUCUGAAUUUAAUCAACAGCAUUGUGAAACUUCCAACUAUUUUACUUUUAUUGCUUGAUAGCUUGAAUCAAAGUUUUGGUUUUUCAAAAUAAGUGUAUCUAUUUGGUAUUGCACAAUUUAUCUUUACACCUUUUUAAAAUUCUUAAGUCUUCUCUCGAGUGAAAAAAUGUGUUCAGCGUAAAAUGUUUGUACGCACAGGAAGAAAAACAGAUAAAACGUAGAGUUAUACGCUAUCAAAUCUAGUUUUAUUCACUGUAAGUUUCACUAGUGAAAGCCCAACACAGGGUAUUUCCCUAAGUGCUCUUCCAACACAUUAGGAAACAUGGAGAAAAACUUGAAACGUUCUCCCAUUUUAGACGCGUCAGUCAUCAUUUCCACGCCGCUCUUUAAAAUUGCCUUUUGCUCUGCUGACAGGCCGUCAUUUUGCAGCAAAAUCUGCGAAUUUUAUAGAUUGGUUGAAAAAAAAUUAUCACUGGAGGCGUGUACGUUGAUUGUGACAAGGAAACGGACUGACUUACGUUACAAAUAAUUGGCUUUUUAUCUCUCACGAUUUCAGAUUCUUCUGCGUGCAUUUUCAUUUGGCAAAAAAUUCAGUCAUGUCAGUAUACAUAUACAAUUCUGAAUGAUCUCUUUUAUAUAUUAUAUUAUAGCAAUUAAUAAUUUUCAAAUCAUAUUAAAAAAAUAAAACGCAUAAUUUUCAACUCUUUAAAAUGUUCUAGCAAGUCGUCCUGGUCCCGGCAAAAUUACGCAACUUUCAACAAA